This is a messenger RNA of Siniperca chuatsi (mandarin fish), 2756 nucleotides long. It is a transcript of the gene spag7, whose product is annotated as sperm associated antigen 7. The transcript is spliced from 7 exons. The coding region runs from base 1050 to 1739 and encodes 229 amino acids. The record is from RefSeq and is a predicted model, not a curated record. NCBI's taxonomy places the organism in Eukaryota, Metazoa, Chordata, Actinopteri, Centrarchiformes, Sinipercidae. Gene Ontology annotation, molecular function: nucleic acid binding.
GAAGAAAAACUCUGGUCAUCUGCGCCUGCGCAGCUCGUACAGCUGCGGUCAACAACACCAGUCAAGUUUUCAGCUACAGUCAGCAACGUUUUUAAUUAACAUGUUUAAGUGGAAGUAGAGAACUUUUGAUCAUAACAGAAUAACGUAACUUUCACCACUGCUCAUUUUAGUAAUCACACGUCACAAGUUUUGUUGGGAAGCUUGACGCUGACGGCUAAUGAGCUACCACAAGCAGUAUGCAGUAAACUGCAAGCUGAUGUUAGCCAACUCGCUAACCUCUAUGGGAAAUUACAGUUAUAAGCUAACAGGCUAGAAAAACUGUGGAAACCGGAAGUGCAGUGGUGCCCUUGCCUUACGAAAGUCACAACAAACUUUUAAAUUAGGCAUUGUAGAUCUAAUAUGAGUGACGUUUUAGCAACUGGAUUGCUUAUUUCUCGUCUCAAAUGUGUUCAGAAACCACUGGUUUCCCCUUUGGUGGACUGCUAAGGUGACAUAAGUGAAAGUUUGCGUAGCCAACUUCAUACAACGGAACCCUACUACGCAUGCUCAAACCCCAUUGGCUCACAGAACCAGUGGCCUCAGGAGGGAGGGCUGCAGUUGGACCUGGAUCCUUCUCCGCCCACGAUCCUGGGGAAAUUAAGGCUCGCUAGCUAAUGCUGUAAACCAGAAACAAACAUCUAUGAUCCAUUGUUUGUUUUAUAAUCUAAACAAAGAACACGUUUUCUUGCGGUGGCCUUGGUGGCAGUGGUGAAAAUUACUAUCUUCUGUUAUGAUCAAGGAGUUGAUACGCCAUAAGCAGAAAGCGUACAAUGGAGUGAGUUGUUUGUGUACCUCCCCCCUUACAAUACUGUGAAGUGAUUCGCUGAAUCAUAAAGUGAUUGAUAACUGGUUCAGGCGGCGUAUUGGUGAAAUUAGUUUUUGACUGACAGUGGAUUGUAAGCCACUGAUUGGCCAAAUAAAGACAUGAUUGACAGUUGCCACGCCCCCACAAAGUCCCCGGUCGGCAGAGAUACAAACUUGCUCUGGACGGUCUGUCCUUUCAUUCCAAGAUGGCGGACCUCCUAGGCUCAAUCUUAAACUCGAUGGAAAAGCCUCCAACAGUCGGCGAUCAGGAAAGCCGACGAAAGGCUCGAGAGCAAGCAGCGAGACUCAAGAAGAUGGAGGAAGACGAGAAAAGAAAGAAAGCAGAGUUUAGGAAAAAGAUGGAGAAAGAGGUGUCGGAUUUCAUUCAAGACAGUUUGCAACAGAAACGAAAAUAUAAUCCUAUGGGGAAGAUUGAGAGGAGUAUAUUGCAUGAUGUUGCAGAAGUGGCUGGUCUGACUUCUUUUUCUUUCGGGGAGGACGAGGAGAGCCGUUAUGUCAUGCUUUUCAAGAAGGAGUUUGCUCCAUCAGAUGAGGAGCUGGAAGCUUAUCGCAAAGGAGAGGAGUGGGAUCCCAAGCUGGCAGAGCAACGGCGCAGACUAAAAGAACAAGCUGCAUUGGAAGAAACAGCAUCCAGUCAGACAAAGAAGUCAGAGGCAUGUCCCAACUCCAACUACAGAGACAAGUACAGUCACCUGAUUGGCACCUCAGCUGCAAAAGAUGCAGCACAUACACUAGAGGCCAACAGUGCUUACGGCUGUGUGCCGGUGGCCAACAAGAGGGACACUCGCUCCAUAGAGGAAGCCAUGAAUGAAAUCAGAGCGAAGAAACGGCAGAAGCAAGAGGACGACACAGCGGCACACAGCAGCAGUUCUUGAGUCUCUGCCAUUUUUCAUUCCUGUCUACUGGGGUGGGUGUGUGUGUGUGUGUGUGUGUGUGUGUGUGUGUGUGUGUGUGUGUGUGUGUGUGUGUGUGGGUGCAUUAGUGUGUCUGUGUGCACAGUCCAAUUCAUCCUAUAAUGCAAUAUCCUGUACUUAAAAGCAUAACUUAUAUGGCAGGUGUUGAAUCAAGUAUGUAUGCCACUCUCUGUGUUGAAAUCAUGAAAUCUUGUUUGGUGGAGGUACUCAGGUGUGUCUGAUCCAGGAGGUGGAUUACUAUACAUGUUUAACAUUUGCUUGUGACAUUCUGUCAAUUAUCAAGCUUCUCACACACAUGAUUGGACCCUAUAUAGUAUGAGGAAAAGAAAUGUGUCCAGUGGGCGCUCAGCCACUUAAAAACACCCAACGAUUUUUAAAGGACAUUUUUUUGGCAGUGAUUGACAUUUUUGAUGUAGAUGUGCAUUUACAGUUCUAAGUGACAUUUUUAUCAUUAAAAUAUUGACAAUUUUGAGACUGGAUGACGUUUUGAAAGCAUGGCUGAAAAGUCCCACUCAGUGUUCCAAAUAUCCAGUGCAGUUUUUAAAAGGGAAACAGGGAUGCCGUCUAUUGACAAGCUUUCGGUUAAAUUAGAUGAUUUUUUUUUCUCAACCUGUUUCAGAACUUUGUAAAGUUGGAAGCAUGCCAUUUCCUCCAUUGCAAGAGGAAUCACAUUUUAGAAAAUGUGUUUUGUGAAUUUUAUGAAUCUGUGAUCAAGUCUGAGAUUUUCUUUGUUUCUAUACAUCUGCACUAACUGUGAAUUAAACUGUUACUCCAAACUAAAUGUUUUAUUAUUAAGCUAUGAUUGCUCCCAGUAGGCUUCAUAGUAGGGAGUGGAAGUACCAAACUCAUUGUAGAGAUAUUGGUCGCAACUCUUUUGUUUGUAAUUUCUUCAAGUAAGUUUCUUGGCAUCUUGAUGUCUAUUUUAACAUGGUUGCACUGUUUUAUCCCCCGAUGUGUGUUAAUAAAUGGAGAACUGUC